Molecule: messenger RNA, 3221 nt
Organism: Capra hircus (goat)
Lineage: Eukaryota; Metazoa; Chordata; Mammalia; Artiodactyla; Bovidae
Product: zinc finger protein 227
Exons: 5
Coding region: 232-2475 (747 amino acids)
Biological process (GO): regulation of transcription by RNA polymerase II
Cellular component (GO): nucleus
Molecular function (GO): DNA-binding transcription factor activity, RNA polymerase II-specific; RNA polymerase II cis-regulatory region sequence-specific DNA binding
Source: RefSeq, a predicted model, not a curated record
GUAGUCAGAGGCUCUUCCGCUCCGGGAAAGCGCAGCCGCCACCAUUCCUUUCGGACUGGGAGGAAGCACUGAGUCACCCCGCGCUAGCACCUCGGAAUGUCCGCUGCAGUUUAUACAGGAAACGUGAGACGAACAUAGUCAUUCUGUCCCACCGCAUCGUUUUCAUCGCCUGUCCUGAAUCCGGAAAGAGGGGAAGGGAAGGACUUCCUGCCUCAGAGCGUAGCCGCAGUUAUGCCUUCUCAGGACUCUGACUUUCCCCAGAAGGAUCAUGAGAGAAUGACCGAGUUUCAGGAGGCCGUGACCUUCAAGGAUGUGGCUGUGGUCUUCACUGAGGAGGAGCUGGGGUUGCUGGACUCAGCCCAGAGGAAGCUGUACCAGGAUGUGAUGGUGGAGAACUUCCGGAACCUGGUCUCAGUGGGCAGCAAGAUCCCAAAUGAGAUGGAGACUCUUGGAAAAGUCAUGUUACAGUACCUCUCAUGUGAAGAGCUGUCCUGCUGGCAAAUCUGGAAACAGGCCGCAAAUGAUUUAACUCUGCAAAGGAAGAGUUUGUGGUUCCUGCAAGGUGAUUCUCUUCAAGUUUCUGAAGAUGAGAACCAUAUAAUGAAUCAUAAAGGAGAUCACUUCAGUUGCCUUGAGAAUCAGGAGUUUUUGAUUCUGACAGCCCAGACUUCUUGUGGGAGUAGGUGUCUGAGCGAGUCAGAGAAUCCAAGCAGAGAUAAACAGAUGAAUGUGAAAAAUCAUCUGCAUGUAUGUGAAGGCUUCACAAAGAAUUCACCACUGAGCAAACCUGGCAAAACUGACGCAAAACAGACACCCUGCAAAGGAGAGAGACCGCGUCCCUGUAGAGUGUGUGGGGAGGGCGUCAGUCAUGGCACAGUGCUCCCAGUUCAUCAGAAGGUUGACCCUGGAGAAGAAUGCUCCCAUCUGCAGACUCAUCAGAAAAUUCACCCAGGAGGGACUGUCAAUAAUUGUCCUGAAUCCGGCGAUUAUUUCCAUCCGAACUCCUUUCACCCCCAUCACUCUAACCCCACAGGAGAAAAGUCCUACAGGUGUGACAGUUGUGGCAAGGCCUUCGGUAGCAGCACAGGCCUCAUCAUCCAUUACCGGACGCACACAGGGGAGAAACCUUACAGAUGCGAGGAGUGCGGUAAAUGCUUCAGCCAGAGUUCCAAUUUUCAGUGCCAUCAGCGAGUCCACACGGAAGAGAAGCCCUACAAGUGUGAAGAGUGCGGGAAGGGCUUCGGCUGGAGCGUCAACCUCCGUGUUCACCAGCGGGUCCACAGGGGCGAGAAACCCUACAAGUGUGAGGAGUGCGGGAAGGGCUUCACGCAGGCCGCCCAUUACCACAUACACCAGAGGGUCCACACCGGGGAGAAGCCCUAUAAGUGUGACGUCUGCGGCAAGGGGUUCAGUCACAACUCGCCUCUGAUUUGCCACCGGCGGGUCCACACUGGAGAGAAGCCCUACCGGUGUGAGGCCUGCGGCAAAGGCUUCACCCGGAACACGGACCUCCACAUCCACUUCCGCGUCCAUACAGGGGAGAAGCCCUACACCUGCAAGGAGUGUGGGAAGGGCUUUAGUCAGGCUUCAAAUCUCCAGGUCCACCAGAACGUCCACACCGGGGAGAAGCGGUUCAAGUGCGAGACGUGCGGGAAAGGCUUCAGCCAGUCCUCCAAGCUCCAGACCCACCAGCGAGUCCACACCGGGGAGAAGCCCUACAGGUGCGACGUGUGCGGCAAGGACUUCAGUUACAGUUCCAACCUGAAGCUGCACCAGGUCAUUCACACCGGAGAGAAACCAUACACCUGCGAGGCGUGCGGGAAGGGCUUCAGCUGGAGGUCCAACCUUCAUGCUCAUCAGCGAGUCCACUCGGGAGAGAAGCCCUACAAAUGUGAGGCGUGUGACAAGAGCUUCAGUCAGGCCAUAGACUUCCGGGUCCAUCAGCGGGUCCACACAGGCGAGAAACCCUACAAGUGUGGUGUCUGCGGGAAGGGCUUCAGCCAGUCCUCGGGUCUUCAGUCCCAUCAAAGGGUCCACACUGGGGAGAAGCCCUACAAAUGCGAUGUGUGUGGGAAGGGCUUCCGAUACAGUUCCCAGUUUAUUUACCACCAGAGGGGCCACACUGGUGAAAAGCCUUACAAGUGUGAGGAGUGUGGGAAAGGCUUCGGGCGGAGCCUGAACCUUCGCCACCACCAGAGGGUCCACACAGGAGAGAAACCCCACAAGUGUGAGGAGUGCGGGAAGGCCUUCAGUCUCCCCUCCAAUCUUCGAGUCCACCUGAGCGUCCACACCCGGGAGAAACUGUUUAAAUGUGAGGAUUGUGGGAAGGGCUUCAGUCAGAGUUCUCGGCUUCAAGCCCACCAGAGGGUCCACACAGGAGAAAAACCCUACAAGUGCGACGUAUGCGGUAAGGACUUCAGUCACCGUUCACGGCUGACAUACCAUCAGAAAGUCCACACUGGCAAGAAUCUUUAAAAAUGAGAAACGUGUUGACGGCUUCAGUCAGGAUACACAGAUUGAGGGUUUUGGAGAGUCCAUGCUGGUGAUAAACUAUAAAGCAGGGGUCUCCAACCUCUAAGAUCUAAUGCCUGAUGAUCUGAGGUGGAGCUAAGGAUGUGCUUGAAUCAUCCCAAAACCAUUCCUCCUACCUCUGGUCCUUUGAAAAAUUGUCUUCCACACAACCAGUCCCUGGUGCCAAUAAGGUUGGGGUCCGCUGCUAUAAAAUGUUGAGAUGGAAAGGGAUUCCUUCAGGUGGCUCUUUCUAGCAAGUCCAUUAAAAUGGUUGGUAACAUAGAACCAUAGAUAGUAACAGGGAAAAAAUAGGUUGUAACCCUCUUGGUAAGAUCCACUUGAUUUAAAUGAUCUCUCAGAGUGAAUAUUGGAGAAGGAAAUGGCAACCCACUCCAGUAAUCUUGCCUGGAAAAUACCACGUACAGAGGAGCCUGGCAGGCUACAGUCCGUGGGGUCACAAGAGUCAGACACAACUUAGCAACUAAACCAUCCACCACUACAAAGUGAAUAUAUGCCUAAAGAUAAUGUGUGAAAAGGAUAUUUGCCAUAUAUUAGCUAGUUUUUUGGUGGGAGGGUGGGAGUCAAGGAAGACUUGGGGUUAUUUUUUCAUCAACUUCCAUUUUAUACUUAUUUAUAAUGGCCAUUUUUUUUUUUACUAAUACUGUAAAACUAUGAAAAUGAAUAAAAUACUAAAAGUUUCAUAUAGCCAA